AUGUCGUAUACACCACCAUCCACGGAUAUGUUCGUCUUCGGCUCAGCCAUCACAAAUGAUCCGACCCAGCACGAUCAUGUGGAAAAUAGACAUUAUGACUACUUCAUGGCGCUCCGCUUCCACAUUUCCAAGACAGAUCCCCGAGGUCCAGCGCUAUGCCAAAAAGAUAUGCCGAAUCCCUUCUUGCGACCAGGUAGUAGGAGAUAUCGAAACCAAGGAAUUACGGUAGAACAGUGGGAUCAUCUACAUCUUCCUCUAGACCCUUAUAGAGCUUUUGACGAUCAUACGUUGGCUGAAGUGGAUGAGAUGUUGGUUAAAAUGGAAGAAAUGAAUGGCGAAAUCACACAACGUCACGAUUCCGUACACUCAAUAUCUGCCGCUACAACACCACCGCUCAACCUCACCAGCGGUAAUUCCACUCCUGUCCUCUCAUCCCUACACUCUCGAAUCAAGUCCUGGAAACCGAGGAAAUCAACCACCUGGCCCCUCAAAUUUACGAAGCACGCGCCAGAGGAAAAUGCCAAAGAGACGAGACAUGCACCUUUGAUUUCCAUGCAGCUCGACGAUGAUGAGUUGAGGAGACAAUGCAGAGUCCUCUUCGAAGGACUUUAUAACCCACAUCAUGGCCUCGUGGAGCAGAGACGAAAGCGAUUAUACGAGCUCCUGGGCGAACAUGCCGAGUUGAGGAAAUUGACAGCGCUGGAAGUUGGUGAGAAAGAUGACGAGCAAGAUGAGGACGACCGAAUGGAUGAGAUAUACGAUGAAGACGAGGAAGCACUCUUCCAAGCACGAGAAGAUACCUCCAACAACAACCCGUCCUCCACCCCCACGCACAAGAAAGUGAAGAAAUCUUGGUCUUGGAAGAAGGUCAAGAAGAUUGCGACGUGGCCACCGAAAUCUAGACGAGUGGGCAAGGACAAGACAAAGAGGCUUGAAGAAGAUGAUGAGCAGGAUCUUGCAAAUUCGAGAGGGAGACAGAGGGAGAGGUAG
This is a messenger RNA of Aureobasidium pullulans EXF-150, 990 nucleotides long. RefSeq lists its product as uncharacterized. Bases 1 to 990 code for a protein of 329 amino acids. The record is from RefSeq and is a predicted model, not a curated record. The transcript has a single exon. NCBI's taxonomy places the organism in Eukaryota, Fungi, Ascomycota, Dothideomycetes, Dothideales, Saccotheciaceae.